This is a messenger RNA of Marasmius oreades (fairy-ring Marasmius), 2976 nucleotides long. RefSeq lists its product as uncharacterized. The transcript has 2 exons. The coding region runs from base 1 to 2976 and encodes 991 amino acids. NCBI's taxonomy places the organism in Eukaryota, Fungi, Basidiomycota, Agaricomycetes, Agaricales, Marasmiaceae. The record is from RefSeq and is a predicted model, not a curated record.
AUGCAGACAUUCACAUUUCCUGCUAAAUCCCCCUCAAUUUUCAACUACAGAUCAACCUCACCCGACAAAUACCAGCAGACCCCGAGCCAGGAUGUGCAGCUCAGAUCUCCAGAGAAGCCUGACCCAGAGCAGCUCAAACCGAAUCCUCAUCCAUAUGCCAUUAAAACGACUUCCACGGCUCUAUUAUCUAGGUCAAAUUCCUCUUCAUCGAAGCAUACGAAACACCAUUACAUUCCUUUGACUCCCCCGUCGAAUAACAAAAGGCAUAGGACUAGCUCGAGUGUUUCCAGUGUCGAGAUUCCUAGGCCCUUACCUAUCCCACCGCCUUCUCCAUCACCCUCUGAUUCUGAAGAGAACGGGAACUUGCAUACUGGACCACCCCCUGCUCAUCAACCUAGGAGGUUGAAACGAUCUGAAACAGUAUUCACCUCAGGUACGCCGCCACCGUCAACCACGGCACCUCUGACGCUGGAGGACUUGCCUCCGAAUCCCAAGCAAUGGACGCCGUCGCAGCUCUCAGUGUAUCUUGCAACUGCGUUGAGGGUCACAGGUGGCGGCCCAAGCGAGCUACCUGCACCCAUUGCCAAUGAUAUUGCCAACUUUAUGCGGGAGAGGAAGAUUAGCGGAAAGGUCUUUUUGAGGCUGGGUGAAGAAGAAUUGGAGGAAUACGGUAUGAACAAGCUGUGGCGAACAGCCUUACUUUCCACUUCCCGCAAUCUCCGACAGAAUGUUCUCAAAGGCCGUAUCUGGGGUUUUUCGGACAAUGACAGUGACAACGGUGAUUCUUCACCUCCACCCCCUGGCCUCCAUGAAACAUCCGCUCCAUCUCCAUUCCCUGCCAAAGACGAAGACGAGACGACCCCCAACAAUCGCAAGACUAUCUUCAUUCAGCGCCCGAUGUACUCCUCUGCAGAAUCGGGUUCUUCUGUAGAGGACCUCUCGGAAUCUCAAUCUUCGAGCCCGUUGAAUCUCCCUCUUUUGCCGACGUCCAUUUCGGAUGGUACAGGGUCUGCGAGGUUCAAAUCGAUUUCCAAAGGCUCCACCAGGGCCAAGGGUGGUAGAACGGGCCGUUUCCUUACUUCGAGUGACUUCUUUGAACCACCUGAACAAUACACCGGGCUUCCAGGUGAAAAAUCUCCGGCGGGUUUUGGCUUCCCACCUACCGGUGAUAGACAUGCGAAAGGAAGGGUCAAGGGGAUGGCUAAAGGGUUCGAGAGGAUUGCCAGCGUAGAUGAGGGCACCUCUGAUUCGGAACCAUCACCUUCCCCGAUUGAAGAACGUAGCGAUGUGCUUUCAUCUCCUACGCACUCGCGAAUGCUAUCCGGGGAGAGUAAAGGGAGGAUACUUCGGGAUAUGGAGUUGCUGAAGCAGAGAGGACGUGUCAAGUUGGAAAGGGAGAGGAGGACUAGUAUGAGCAGUGAAAGCGAAGUUGGUUCACCUAAUAAAAUCAGGAUGGCUGUUGACUUACCAGUCGAGUCUCCUACGAAGAUGUACGCGCAUGAAGAGGAGGAUGAUCAUCAUAUGGUCACGACCGUUAAAGCGAAUCAUACAGGUCCUGCGAUACCGACAUGGGAUUUCGAACCAUACCCAAUGGUGAAGAAGCACGAUACUGGGUCUUCGACUUCCUCGGCUUCGUCUUCGUCGUCAAGACCACUGCCGUUGCCGCCAGGACCACCCCCUGCCUCCCUUCCACCUCCUAACCUACCAAUCAAGGGUACCGUCACCAUUUCCACCCAUCCUUUCAACAUCACGAGUCCCAUGCCUACUCCUCCCCCAUCCGCAGGAGGCCCAGCCGAUGACGAGUUGACAGUCGAGGAACUUCUCGCUCUCGAAGGUGCAGGCGAUAGUGUCCGACGGAAAGGGAAAGGGAAAGGAAAGGAACAGCAGAAACGUGUUGGUGUUCAUGCUUGGGAAGACGAAGACGACGACGGAGAAGGAGAAGGAGCCAUAGGUUUUAUCACCGUCAAGAGGGUUCCGACACGGCCAAACGUCGUGUCACCCUCACUGUCUUCACCAAUGCCUUCGGUACUGUCACCUGUCAAUCCUGCAGCACUUUCGAUACCCCUACCUAAAUCUCGGGCUGCGUCAUCUUCGCCGUUAGCGCCAGAUAUGGCCAACGCCAAACGUGUUAUUACGCCCAUAGUGGCGACGGAUAUUCUGCCUAGCCGUAAGAUUACCCCUAUACCUCCGCAAGUUGUUAGUCCUAUGCGUGUUACGACGGAACUACCACCUUUAUCCGUGGAUGGAUCUGGAAUGGGGCUUGUACAUCCCAAGCCCGUUACGGUCGUUGAACGGGAGGUCACUAAUAGUGCGGGUAUUGAUACUGUUGGAAGGAUGGAGGAGAUUGUCAGGCGUGAGCAGCAGAUAGCGGAACAAAGGGAGAUGGCGGCGGUGGUUCGACCGUUACCUACACCUCCGGCCGACAAAUCGUCUCUGAUUGCUCCUCUCACGGCUAUUACUCUACCUCAACCGCAACCACAACCACAACCUGAGGGCUCUGCGGUCGAGGGGAAGGAAGAACAAGUCGCUGUAGCUCAAUAUGGCAAGACCAUGGAGCAAGAAGAGCUGGAAGACGAACAAGAACUUCGGGCGCUCAUUGCUGAUGUGCUCAAGACUAGGUCUCAGGUUGAGGCGAUGAAAAAGAGGCUUGGAGAGGUCGAGAAGAAUGUUGAAGAGUUGAAGAGAGAGGUUGCAGAGGCAGAAGCCAAGUACAACUUCGAUACGCCGAGAAAGUCUCCUACGCCGUUACCCGAGGAAUCGAAGGACGAUGAUGUUGCACCUGCAACUUCUGCGGCCGACAAGGCCAGAAGGUUCCUUUUUUCGAAUUUGGAUUUCACUCCUGGCGGUUUCGGCUCUCCGACAUCUAGAUAUGCGAACCCACAAUCUGUGAUCGAUUUACCUCCCUAUAUCGCUCUUGUGGGGUUGGGAGUAUGUAUGGUCGUUGCGAAGGUGUUGUUGAAGAAGAGAGGGAGGUGA